AUGGAGGAUAUUAGUAGAACUUCAUCGACAGAGAUGCCCAAAAACACACAGGAGAUCUCCGAUACAAAACCAGAGAACGUGGAGAAACUCGGUGCUCCUCCGGAGGCACAGCCGCCUCCUCGUGUUCCGCCCAUUAGUCUGCUUCAACUUCCAUUCGAAAUGCGUCUACAGAUUUACCGCCAUAGUAUUCCCCGAAAGCGGGUGGUUUCCUCGACCUUCGUGUUUGAUGAAUUUUGUACCAGAUGGUAUCUCGGGGAAGUGGACGACCACGACUGUUUCGACACGAAGCUCAUCUCGGGCGGCGAUAUGAACGAGAGCGAUUAUCAGGGUCGCAAGUCCAAAAAUGGCACCACCAUUUUCCUUCUAUCGAAGCAAAUCAGCGAGGAGGCUUUGGAUGUUCUUUAUGGAGAGAAUAUUUUCAGGCUUCCUCUCGAUGGGGCAGGUCAAGAUUGGCUCAAGACUUUCACAGAGGCAAACAGACGAAGGAUACGGUACCUACUCCUCACCGCCAGGCCACAGCUCCCAUUACUCGUACAGCUAGAACAGGGCCUUUGGUAUCUGAAGCACAUACCAGAUAAUGCACUGUUGUCAUCCAUUGUCCCAAGAUUGAAGGGCCUACGUAUUGUGGAUAAGGAACCCAUAGAUAUUCCAGGGUACUUCACCGAUGAUGGACGCCAAAAGGCGAUAGAGAAGUGGGUUGGAAAGACCCGGCCUUUUCUAGGAUGCAUUGGUCAACACUUGUCCAGUGCGACUGUUGUCGAAGUUGAGAGUAACAACCGGCCAGACAUAAAUGGGCUUACUAAGGAAUGCCUGCCGAAUGGUUUUAGGUAUGUCCUAUAUCCAAUCACUGGCGAUUCCCUAUUCCAAACCGAACGAUUCCCGGAUUAG
This is a messenger RNA of Venustampulla echinocandica, 888 nucleotides long. RefSeq lists its product as uncharacterized. NCBI's taxonomy places the organism in Eukaryota, Fungi, Ascomycota, Leotiomycetes, Helotiales, Pleuroascaceae. The record is from RefSeq and is a predicted model, not a curated record. The transcript has a single exon. The coding region runs from base 1 to 888 and encodes 295 amino acids.